GGGUGGGCGGUGUCGCGCGCGUGUCACGGGCGCGGUACCGCCCCCACCGGCCCGCACCGCCCCAGCGCCGCGGGGCUGAGCGCGCGGCUGCCGUUGGGGUUGGCGCCGCCCCCGGGCGCCGGGAGGAGCCGCGGCCGCCGCCGCUUCCUCUCACCCGCGGGGUCGCUGUGCUGCGGGGAACCCCCGCUCCCCUCCGCCCGGUGAGGCGGGCCCGGCCACGAGGUGUCUUGCACCGGUCGGCGCGGCGACGGAUGCCCCGCGGCAGCAGCUCGGAGGCGCCCCGUCGCGGCUUCCCCGCGCCCGCCGGCGCUGCGUCAGCGUGUGGUGCGUUGCAGCCUCCGCCGGGGGAAGCGAGGAAGCUCUGGAUUUAAUUUGCCUGCUCAUGCCUACCAUCACAGAAGGAAACUGUUCAAGUUGACAAAUGCCACUUCAUCAAAAUCACAUGCUGCAGACUACAGGAAACAACAUCAAGUGAACAUCUGACCACUCAGCAAAAAUGAGAAAUGCAUCCAGGAAUUCUCUGUUAACUGCCUCACAUUGAAAUGUACAGGAAUUCUGCUGUGUUAUCCAGAUCAGUUGUUCCAUAAAGAAAAGAACUGACGGGUCUGGUCUCCAGUGGCUGUAAGAACUGAUGCUGAACAAACAUGGGAGUUAUUCCACAUGGAGUGGACUGUGCUGCUGUUUUCACAGUGAAGUCUGUCCUACUGACUGCCUUUGAAACACCUAGAAGCUGAAAAAACGCUGAGGCAGACAAAAAUAUAAUCAGAUUAAUGAGGAAAUAAACUGCAGGACAGAAAAGGUGGAAUGCUUCUGUUUAAACAUGCUGCAAUUUAGGAAGGAGGUACAGGAAGAGGUUGCUGGAACCACAAGUAAAUGGGUCAAGAAUCUGCCAAACCUGCCUGGCUCAAACCAGCAGGAGGAUAUCAGAGUGCGACUGGUAGAAGAUAUGGAAGAAGACAUGCCUUUGUUGGCUUUAGACCCUCUCUGAAUAGCCAAGACAGAGAUGAACAUCAACACAAUGAAGACAGCACACGGUUGGAGUUUGAGAAUGUUCAGAGAGAGAGUUCUUUAUCUCUCCGUGAAGGUUCCAGUCCAUUGGUUCAAGUUUCUUCUGGUUUAUUAGAUGACCCUUUGUUAGAAAAUACUGAAACUGAAGAACUCGCAUGCCGAAGUGUAUCAAACCGAACCUCUGAAGCAAACACAUCUCCAUUUUGUCUGUUCUCCUUUGGUCUGGAAGGCAACCGAAUCUCAAGGAACUUUAUGAAUUCUUACGGACAUUCUGAGGACCUUGCAGAAUACAUGUCUGGAAGACAUAAUGAUUUGAAUGGUCAAAAUGGAAUUGCUUUUGUAAAUAUUGACUCUUAUGAGCCAGAUAGCAGUGAUGGAGAAGAAGCAUGUGCAUUUCAGAAAACACUAGAUGAUGUGGUUUCACAGGUAGUAAAAGAAUCUGUGCCUGAUUCUGGCAUGCUGUCCUCAUUAUCAGCUCUCAACCAAUGUGUUUCCAGAGAAUGUUGUGAAGAAGCAGGAUUAAUGCCUUUAGUGAGAUGUUUUGGCACAGAUUCAGACUUGGCAUGUCCAAACAACAGGCCAUUUAAAUCUUCUGCUGAAGAUGAGGGUAUACCAAAAAGUAACUGGGGUGGCACCAAUCAUGAAACACAGCAGAUACAAAAUAUAGUGGAUGUUGAAAUCAGAACCCCAAUAGCAAUUGCUAAUAUAUUAAAUAUCAAUGAUAGAAAGACUGAACAAGGAAAUUCAUCAGAGCUAGUAGUGAGACCUAAAAUAAGAAUGGACAGUACUGAAAACCACUUGGAGAGAGGGAGUCUUCUCCCUUAUGACGAUGAAGAGGAAAGUGGUUCCUGGAGGAGAACUGAAAUUGCUGAAGCCCAAAAUGGCUGUGCUGAGUAUGCCUGGAGAAACAGCAAACAAGAGCUGAGUUCUGGUGUGUUUUUUGAGUCAAGACAGUGUGAAGGUCACCAAAAUAAUAUAGAAAUAGACCUAAGGAAAAAUUCAGCAGCUCAAGAACUAAUAAAUAUUCAAGACAAUGACAGUUCUUGGGAUGAGUUUGAGGACUGCAGCGGACACUUCUCAAUGUCCCACAAAGAUGAAGACAGCUCAGAUUGCAGUGAUGGAGAAUGGUCUGCAGCUGUGCUUACCUAUUUUACUGCUACUGAGAGAGGCCAGUCCUCAAGUGAUGAGAGCUGGGAGACUGUCCCAAGCAAAGAGGAAUGUAGGCUGGAAGUGCAGAGCAGCAGCAGUGGUGUAGAAGAGAAGAACACAGACUUCUGUUACCAAGGACGGGAACAGACAUUAUUGGAGGAAGGAGAAAUUCCUUGGUUACAGUACCGUGAAGAAGUAGAAAGUAGCAGUGAUGAGGAAAAUGAUACAGUUAGUGAUUUUGUGCAUCUUGGGUUCUUCCUGUUGGAUGGAAAUAACAACCUUGAGGAUGACUUCAGUGUGAGUGAAGACCUGGAUGUGGAGUGGAGUCUACUUGAUGAGUUCGGUGAUGGCCUAGGACUUGCUCAAGCAAUUCCUUACAUGGAUCCUCAGUUUCUGACGUUUACGGCACUAGAGCGACGGUUACGAGAAGCUAUGGAGACUACUCUGGCACAUUUGGAGUCCCUUGGAUUUGAUGGUGAACAGACCUAUCCACCAGCUACUAAAGAAACCAUAGAUUGUCUGCCACAGACUAUCAUCACAGAUGACUACAAUGGUCUAGAGCAGUGCACAAUCUGUUUCUGUGAAUAUGUGAAAGAUGAAAUCAUAACAGAGCUACCCUGUCAUCAUUGGUUUCACAAAUCCUGUGUAACUCGUUGGUUACAGGAAUCGGGAACAUGCCCAGUUUGUCGUCACAUGCUUGCACCUGUGCUUCUUGAAGCAAGUGCUGCAGCUGUUUCCUUUCUGCCUGGUCAUGAUUCCCUGUCCUCUGUUCACAGCGCUACAGGAGCUUCAGAGUAGUCUGAAAUUAAAUCUUUGCCACCAAAACCAAAAUGUAAAUUUUGCCUGUUUAAUUACAAUAUGAAAACCAUUAUGUAUAAAAUAUUAUAUGUAAGAUACUAUCUAUAUUAUAUAUUUUAGUUUAGAAAGAGGGUGUGAGACUUCCUAAAUUUCUUAGCUUUAUUAUAAUAGCUUUGAUUUUUCAAACUGGGAAUUGGGAGAAUGCACAGCCUUUUUUUUCUAGGCAGAAUGUUGCUGGUAACUGAAAUGUCUAAAGCUUAUAUUAUGAAAAAAAUUCAAAAAAAAUAAUUCAUGUGGCACUUUCUUCAAGGUCUUUCAGCUACACUGGAGGUGAAGUUUAUGAAAGUUACGCUUAUCUGUUUUAUGUGAUAGAACUGAACUACUUGUUUUUGACAAAGUUAGGACCACUCUGACUUUGUAAGAUGAGAUGGUGUUCUGUUUUACCAGCAGUGGUAGAAUUAGAUUUGCCUGGAAACAAAUUGCAUAAUGGAACAGUACUUCUUACCAGUUUGUUCUACAAUAAACUUUUUCUUGAUGUCAGUGCUGUUAAA
Molecule: messenger RNA, 3506 nt
Organism: Columba livia (rock pigeon)
Lineage: Eukaryota; Metazoa; Chordata; Aves; Columbiformes; Columbidae
Gene: PJA2
Product: praja ring finger ubiquitin ligase 2
Exons: 13
Coding region: 874-2955 (693 amino acids)
Molecular function (GO): zinc ion binding
Source: RefSeq, a predicted model, not a curated record